AUGACAAUACCUUUCAAUAUCCCCAUAUCAGAUCUAGACUAUUGUCUAGAACAAUUAUUAGAACAUAAACCACCAAAAAUACUACCACCAGAGACUAUUCAACAAUUAUGUCACAUGCUAAAAACAGAAUUAUUAUCAGUUCCUAAUAUCAUAUCAUUACAAUCCCCAAUUUCAGUUGUUGGAGAUAUUCACGGUCAAUAUCAUGACUUAUUAGAAAUUUUUCAAAUAGGAGGAUCACCUCCACAUACAAAUUAUUUAUUUUUAGGAGAUUAUGUUGAUAGAGGUUAUUAUUCAGUUGAAACAAUAUCAUUAUUAUUAGUCUUAAAACUACGAUAUCCUAAUAGAAUUAAUUUAAUAAGAGGUAAUCAUGAAUCAAGGACCAUUACUACAAAUUAUGGUUUUUAUACCGAAGUUUUAAAUAAAUAUAAUGGAUCAGCUGAUGUAUGGUCAUAUAUAACAGAUUUAUUUGAUUAUUUACCUUUAGGUGCUACAAUAGAUGGUACCAUAUUUGCAUGUCAUGGUGGCUUAUCACCAAGUUGUCAACAACUAGAUCAAAUAAGAGCAAUAGAUAGAUUUAGAGAAAUUCCUCAUGAUGGAAUUAUGGCAGAUUUAGUAUGGUCUGACCCAGAUGUUGAAAUAUCAGAUUUUAAAUUAAGUCCAAGAGGUGCUGGUUACCUUUUUGGUAGUGAUAUAAUGAAUAAAUUUUGUAAAGAAAAUAACUUAGUUCAAAUGAUUAGAGCCCAUCAAUUAUGUAAUGAAGGUUAUACAAGUUAUUGGAAUGGGAAAUGUUUAACUGUUUGGUCAGCUCCAAAUUAUUGUUAUAGAUGUGGUAAUAAAGCUAGUGUAUUGGAAAUACUAUAUACAAAUUAUGAAGCUAACGGCACCAAAUCCAGCACCAAAGAAAAUUCAAUCGAUUAUAGAACUAAAUCACAAAUUGAACAAGGAGUUUUACCUGGACAAUUUUUUAAUAUAUUUGAAGCAUCAAAAGAAAAUGAUGAAGAUACAUCAAAUGGUAAAAGUGUUAAUGGAAUUAAUUUUUCUGAUAUUUCAAUUAAUGGUAAUAUUGAAACUGAUUUUUUUGCAGGAUAUUUUCAAGAACGUCCAAAACGUAAACAUGUCGAAUAUUUUUUAUAA
Lodderomyces jiufengensis is the source of this 1134-nucleotide messenger RNA. It is a transcript of the gene PPG1, whose product is annotated as putative serine/threonine-protein kinase. The coding region runs from base 1 to 1134 and encodes 377 amino acids. The transcript has a single exon. The record is from RefSeq and is a predicted model, not a curated record. Gene Ontology annotation, molecular function: protein serine/threonine phosphatase activity. Lineage: Eukaryota; Fungi; Ascomycota; Pichiomycetes; Serinales; Debaryomycetaceae. Gene Ontology annotation, cellular component: FAR/SIP/STRIPAK complex. Gene Ontology annotation, biological process: peptidyl-serine dephosphorylation.